Messenger RNA from Chaetomium globosum CBS 148.51, 1230 nucleotides. RefSeq lists its product as uncharacterized. The coding region runs from base 1 to 1230 and encodes 409 amino acids. The record is from RefSeq and is a predicted model, not a curated record. The transcript has 4 exons. NCBI's taxonomy places the organism in Eukaryota, Fungi, Ascomycota, Sordariomycetes, Sordariales, Chaetomiaceae.
AUGACCAAGUCAAGCUGCAAGGCAGAAAAAUGCCGGGAUGCGGCUUAUUCCUUCAUUGACCAGAUUUUCAUCCUGUUCCUUGAUUUAAGGGUCCCCUGGGAUAAUUCUCGCACGUGCAACAGAUGGCCGGCUGAGGUUCCAUCACUGCCCGAGCUUGUAUAUCAAAUGGGAAGCGCUUUCUCUACUUUCUACGAGGUCAAGGGUUUAGGUGGUAUGAUGGCAGCCGGUAUUACGGUGCAAGGACACGGCGAAGGAGUAGCCACUCCCUCGUUUGACGAGAUCGGCGCCUUCGAAAAUCAAGUUAUCACCAAUGGUGAUUCAGCAACAGCACAUUAUCAGACUCACAACCGGCGUGACCACAACCGGCCUGACGCGACUUCCAUAAGCAGCGGCGGCUCAGCGGCAAAAACCGGAUUCCUCAAGCUGUAUGAUCGAAGGUUUGCCCGCUCGUUGCGAGCGCAAGAGGGCGCCGGCAAAUGGACACAUGACAUCGAGGAUACAUAUGUGGAAUCAAUUCGUACCGGCUCAAUCCAGCAGUUUGCCCAUGACCUUCGUCACGUUGAGGGGUUCCGGGACGCCCAGAGCGAGCUGGACGCUCCGGACAUCGCACAAGACGAAGCGUAUAUUAACGGCACGAUGGUUCGGGACCAUACACCCGAACUCGCUGUCCACAACGCACUGCACGAUCAGCAGGGCAAAGUGGUACCUCGCCUCCUUGCCGCUGUGGACCUCGACCUUACGCGGCCAGGCGCCGAGAACGACGAACUGUUUCAUAUCAAGGGCAUCCUACUAGAGUAUAUCGAAGGCUUCCGCAUGUCAAAGUUUCCAGAUGAGACGCCCCCGUCAGCAUGGCAAAACAUUGUUGACCAAGCCAUCGCCGCCGUCAACGUCCUCGGCGACUACCAUAUCUUAGAUACGGACCGCCGCCCCGAUAAUUUCAUUGUCACACCCGACAAAAAAGGGGGGUUUCAUGUCUUCAUGGUCGAUUUUGGUUGUGCCAGGUUCAAGCGGGAAGACGAAUCAGAAGCGGAGUGGGCAAGCAACAAAGUCACCGAAAAUGAAGAGACUGGAGUAGGCACUGUGUGCCAGAAAUGCUUGGCCAGAGAUUACGGAUUUUGCUUGGAAUACAAGCCAUCCGAUAGGUGGCUAGAGGCAGGCUUGGAAUAUGGCCGGGCACUUGCUCGGGUCGAUAUCGAACGGUAUGAGAAGGAGAAAGCCGAGGCAACCUAA